This is a messenger RNA of Drosophila ficusphila, 5632 nucleotides long. It is a transcript of the gene if, whose product is annotated as integrin alpha-PS2. The record is from RefSeq and is a predicted model, not a curated record. The transcript has 12 exons. NCBI's taxonomy places the organism in Eukaryota, Metazoa, Arthropoda, Insecta, Diptera, Drosophilidae. Gene Ontology annotation, cellular component: external side of plasma membrane; integrin complex. Gene Ontology annotation, molecular function: integrin binding. The coding region runs from base 249 to 4415 and encodes 1388 amino acids. Gene Ontology annotation, biological process: cell-matrix adhesion; cell-cell adhesion; cell adhesion mediated by integrin.
AAUGAGUAGGCGAGCAGUUCACCUAUGUAUCUAUCACUGCGCUAAGAUGUAUCUUACAGAUAUUUUGCGCCAUUAGCUCGCUCUCCUUAGUCGCGGUUUAAAUCUUGCUGCGUGCGCUGUCGAGCUGUGAAGAUGCAAGCGUAAAAGUGCAAAGUUCCUGGAUGCAAACCCAACGAAAUCGAUUCGAAAGAAAGUAAAAACCCAGAAGAAAGAACUCAGCGAAAGAAAGUCGAACGGCGAACGGCGAAAUGAGUGGAUCGCUCUUCCAGCAAGGGAUGGGUCAAUCCCUGCUCCUGAUCCUGCUGCUGAUCGCGGUGUCCACCGAUGGCUAUAACCUCGACCUGCCCAGUUACGUCCGCUUCCGGCAGGCGACCAACUCGAUGUUCGGAUUCAGUAUCGCGAUGCACAAGGCUCGCAGUGGAUUCUUCGGCAGUCAGAACAAUGUCAGCCUGAUCGUCGGAGCCCCCAAAUUCGAUACGUCCCGCUAUCAACAGGGCGUGACGGAGGCCGGCGGCGUCUUCAAAUGCAGCCUGAACGACGACGACUGCAAAUUGGUGCCAUUCGAUUCCAAAGGCAACAAUUACAAUUCAGAACAUGAGGUCGUGGACAGAAAAUCCUAUCAAUGGCUCGGCGCAACGGUGGUCACAGGACGAGAUAGUGAUUUGGUUGUGGCCUGUGCUCCGCGGUACGUUUUCCACACGAUGACGCCGACGAGGGCGUUCCGCAUCGAUCCCGUGGGCACCUGCUUCUCCUCGCACGACUUCGAGGAGUUCCGCGAGGUCUCCCCCUGCCGAACAAGCAACUGGGGUUAUCAUCGGCAAGGCUCGUGUCAGGCUGGAUUCAGUGCAGCGAUCAACAAGAAUGGCUCGCGUUUGUUCAUCGGCGCACCUGGCAGUUGGUACUGGCAAGGACAAACCUACUCAAUACCGCCCGAUGCCAAGUUUCGAUUUAAGCCGCCUUUUUAUCAGCCCUUCGGCACUGGAGGUCAGACCAGUUCCCACGACGUGACCAAGCCGGAGAACCAGGUGUUCUCCACCACGGAGAGCGCCUCGGCGAACGAUGACUCCUACUUGGGCUACUCGAUGAUCACCGGCGACUUCGAUGGCGAUCGCAGCGAGGACGUGGCCAUUGGAAUGCCACGCGGUGGCAAUCUCGUCGGCAGGAUCGUCGUGAAUCGCUGGAACAUGGCGAACAUCUUCAAUAUCACGGGUCGCCAGAUCGGCGAGUACUUUGGCUAUUCGCUGGCCACCAGCGACGUGGAUGGCGAUGGCCUCGAUGAUCUGAUCAUUGGUGCGCCCAUGUACACGGAUCCCGACAACGUCGAGGGCAAGUACGACGUGGGCCGGGUGUACAUCCUGCUGCAGGGCGGUCCCGUCGAGGAGAAGCACUGGACGACGGAGCACAUACGCGACGGGUUCCAGAGCAAGGGAAGAUUCGGCCUGGCGCUCACCACGCUGGGCGAUGUGAAUGGCGAUGGCUAUGGGGACUUUGCAGUGGGCGCUCCCUACGACGGACCCGAGGGCAGGGGCGUGGUGUACAUCUACCACGGAUCGCCGUUCGGUCCGCUGGCGAAGCCCUCGCAGAUCAUCAAGUCGGAGCAGCUGGUGGAGGGAGCUCCCUAUCCGCGCACCUUCGGAUUCGCCCUGUCCGGUGGCCUCGACAUGGACGGGAACACCUAUCCGGACUUGGCCGUGGGUGCCUACAGCUCCGACCAGGUGUUCAUCUUCAAGUCCCGCCCGGUGGCCGCCGUGAAUGCGGAGACGAGCUUCGCCAGCAACUCGAAGCUGAUCAGCCUGGAUGACCGCAGUUGCCAGCUGACGAGCGACCACAAGAGGGUGCCCUGCAUGCUGCUCUCCACCUGCUGGAGCUACACGGGUCGCUACCUGCCCGAGCAACUGGACUUUGACGUCUCCUGGCUGCUCGACGCCAAGAAGCUGCCCAAUCCGCGCAUGUUCUUCCUGAGGAACGAGGGCAAGAACAUUCGCAAUCAGACGAUCCGGUUGAACUAUGGCCAGAAGUACUGCAUGAACGAGACGGUCUACCUGCUCGACAAGGUGCAGGAUAAGCUCACGCCCCUGGAGGUGGAGGCGCGCUACAACCUGCGCAGCAGUCGCCCCUUGGAUCCGAUGGUUCGUCGCAGGAGGAGCAUCCUCGAACCGGUGAUCGAUCAGAACCGGGAGAUCGUCCUGCGGGACGCCAUCAAUAUUCAGAAGAACUGCGGUCCCGACAACAUCUGCGAACCAGAUCUCAAGCUGAUAGUCAACACUGUGGAUAAGUAUCUGUUUGGGUCACCGGAACCCCUGGUCAUCGAGGUCACCAUUUCGAACAACAACGAGGAUGCCUUCGAGGCGGCCUUCUACAUGGUCACCCCGCCGGAUCUUCAGUUCAGGAAGCUGCAGCAGCUGGGCGAGAAGAAGGACACGCCCAUCACCUGCUCGCCGCCCACUCCGGAGAACAACCACACGCUCAAGUGCGACAUCGGCAAUCCACUGGAGUCGGGAAAGAUUGCCCACUUCAAGAUCAGCUUGGUGCCGGAGGAGAAGUACGGCAGCUCGUCCAGCUACGACUUCUACUGGGAGGCCAACUCGACGAACCUGGAGAAGCCCGGUUCCGACUUCGACAACAAGAUCCGCCAGAGCGUGGGCAUUUGGGUGGACACCGAUCUGGACAUUAAGGGCACCUCGCUGCCCGAUUACCAGCUGUACAAGGCCGACGACUACAAGGAGCUGUCCAAUGCCACCAAGGAGGACGAGAUCGGACCGGAGCUGGUGCACAUCUACGAGAUCCGGAACAACCGACCCUCGAUCAUCGAGGAGGCGGAGGUGUACAUCCAUCUGCCGUACGAAACGAUCGUCGGCGAUCCGCUGAUGUACCUGCUCAACCAGCCGGAGACCGGUGGCAAGAUCCAGUGCGACGAGGUGGGCGUCAACGAGUAUAAUCUCCUCCUCGACGAGAAGCUGCAGCGGGUGUCGCAUCUGCAGGCCCAGGGUGCCAUUUCCAACUCUGCCCUCGUCGCGGGCGGACAUUCAGUGAGCUCCUCGGGUGCCAGCACUUCCAGUGCGGCCAGUGAGCACGUGGAAAUCGCCCACGACGGCGGUGGUUCCUCUGGCCAGCGGGUCUCCCUUACUCCCAAACAAGUCGAGGAGCUGGAGAACGAGGCUGUGAUGGAGGGUCUCGGCGACGCCUCCUUCGUCCACCACGAUCGCGCCAGCCAGGCGGUUCAGGAGCCACGAGUCAACCAAUCCAGCUACUCCACCUUCUCCACGAUCAGCUCCUCCUCGGGAGCGGGCUCGGGUUCGGGAUUGGGAGCGGGAUCGGGUUCUCCAUCCGCACAGCUGCGCGGCCACAGCACCGCGGGCCACAUCCAGAUGGCCGGACCCGUGCAGCACACCAGCAGCAGCUACAGCAACGUCUACUCGCUGCCGACCCAGCAGCACCAGCAGAUCCUUCUGGCCGGCGCUGGUGGAUCCGGAUCCGGAUCGGGAUCGGCGGUUAACUUCAACGACAAGUCGCAGUUUGGCGGAGGCACCGGCAACUUCCGUGCUGGCACUCUGGACCUGGGCACGCUGAACGGUGGACAGGUGGUUGGCGACAGGAGUCGGACGCAGUACCUCAAUCCCGGCCAGAGCCAGAGUGCAGGCCAGAGCCAGGGUCAGUUCCAUACGUCGAAUCAGGGCCACUACCAGGGACAGAACCAGGCUCAGUUCCAGGCCCAGAAUCCCGGCUACCUGCAGGGUCAGUCCUACCAGGGACAGACGCAGUACGGCGGAGCACCCGGUGGCUACCACGUGACCUACUCCUCGGGCAGCAAACCCUACUACGGCAGGGAGAACGAGGACGUCUACGACGAGCUCAACCGCCAGCAGGCGAUGCCGGGCAGUUGGAGCAGCAGCUCCAGUUCCAGUUCGUCCUCGCAGCGACGCCUUCGCAGAUCCGACGACGACCAGGAGGAGCCGCAGCAGAUCGAUCUGAAUUCGCCGUGCAAGUCCGCCAAGUGCAAGAGCAUUCGGUGUGUGGUGAAGAACCUGGGCACCGAGGACGGCGACGCCGCCUUCGUGGCCAUCCGGGCACGCAUGGUGGCCAAGACGAUGGAGAAGUUGGCCUCGAACGUCCCACUCAACGUGUCCACGCUGGCGGUGGCCAAUGUCACGCUGCUGCCCUUCAUCGGUGCGCCCAAGGACGCGAUCGUCAAGUCGCACGAGAUCUUCUACAAGGCGGAACCGGAACCGCACCAGGUGCCCGACGUCGUCCCACUGUGGGUGGUCGUUCUGGCCGCCUGCGCCGGAGCGCUCAUCUUCCUGCUGCUCGUCUGGCUGCUCUACAAGUGCGGCUUCUUCAACCGCAACCGGCCGACGGAUCACUCGCAGGAGCGCCAGCCACUGAGGAACGGUUACCACGGCGACGAGCACCUGUAGAAUCGCCACGAUGUCCUCCAGUUUAAAAAACGCAGCGAGAAUUAGCAAGAGAAUUAACAAAACCACGAAAUACUUCUAACAUCGCACUAAACCAGAACGUACUAAAAACAACGAAACGGUUCUAAGAUGUACUAAAAUCGAGCGCUUAGUCGAGUUUAAAACACGCGAUGUCGACGGAAGGUGCCAGUGGAUGUGGAUAAUCCCCUCUGAAUGCAUCACUUUAAAGGGAUUAACCAGCUGCUUAAAGAAAAAAACAAAAACUCUAAAAAACUAAAUGGAGAACAUUGUUAGAAAACCACACAUUUAAUCUUGCCUAGUCACGACAUGAAGAACUUUCUAAUGCGUAACGAUUUUUUUUAACUUUAACACACAUAUUAUUUUGCAAUUUUUUAUUUUUUAGACUUUUGUGUUUUUGUUCAUUGCAAAAAUUUCGAGGAAAGUUAAACAAGUGCUAUAUUAAUCUUUACUAAAGAAAGAGAAGGAACCUAGGCUAAGGUAGUGAAUGACUGAAAUACCGACUGAAUGAAUGCGCAAGUGAAUGAGCGAAUGUGAGUGAUAGCCGAUAUAGAAAUAUCGAAGUUGUAUGUUCUGAAUCGAGAAAGGGGAUAAUGCAGAGCCAAGAGCUGCCCUAUACUGCCACGCCCCCUAAUUUUUGGGCAGCAGCGGAGGCCAGGAAAUAAAUACCGAGAAGAUCCACACUUAUUAGGUGCUACUCUAAUUUUUUUUAAUCUAUUCUCUCGAGAAUAAGUGGCUUUUGCCUUAUGCGAAACCCAUUUUUUUGUGGAAAUUGAUGGCCAAACUCAAAGUUUGCCGGUUGGAGAUAAUGUUACAACGCCAAAAUGUGUUGAAAAAUGCAAAAGAAAUUAUAAAAAAGGAAAAAAAUUAUUGAUUAAUCUAUGUAAUUCUUGAAUGUAAACUUUUUGUGUAAAUACUAAAAAUGAAAACAAAAAAACGACGCGAGAAGGAGAACAGUUGAAUCGUUAUAUUUAAAUUAAUAUUGCAUUUAUUUCCAAAUUACAGUGAAAGAAGCGCUGACCGACUUCUUGCAGUGUACUCUCGAAAUAAAACCCCUUUAUGUACCACUUAAAUAUAAACACCCUACUAAAAUUUAGUCUCGCCCGCUGCUCACAGUUAGUUUAGUUCAAUUAUACGCUACUGUUUAAUUUAUUAACUGUACUUAUUUAUGCGUAUCAUGAAUAAUGAUUGAUUGCCCUCUA